GGAGGAGAAGGAGGAGGAAGAAAACAAUUAGCAAUGAAUUUUCUUAUAUAUUCUUUACAGCCUUGCCUGUGUUAUCAGAUAAGACAUCUUGUUCAGACUGGUACGGCCUAAAUUACACUUUGCCCAUGUUCCAAAAGUGUAAGAUGAUGCGACUCAAGGAUGGCAGCAUGGUGCAGAGCAUCCCCAAACUCAUCCCUUUCCCUUCUGUCAUCGGCGGGUGCCACCAAAGGAAGAGUAAAGAAGGGAUCCCGGGCGGGCAUAGAAUAUGCAGAAUCCCAUAUUGUGACGAAAACCUCUGUAACAACGGCUGGUGUGAAGAGACUAUGGUAGGCUACAACUGUACCUGCUCAAGUGGGUUUCAAGGGAGACACUGCGAUGAAAUGAUCAUACAGUCAACGACGGAAGCGACGACCAAGCCUACGAUGAGCCCUACGAGUACAAUAUCGGAACGCUCAUACACAACGACUUCCCAAAACACCACUACGUCUAAGUCGGUGACAACGGAAGCGAAAACCAAGUCCGCGAUGAGCCCUACGGCCACCGUGAUGCCAGAACGAUCAGAGGCAACGACAUCGCAAGAAACCACCACCUCAAUCAGCAGAAUUAUCGACUACGGACGUGGCGACCAAGACAUCUACGAGGCCUAUGACCACGGUGUCAGCCACAACGACAUCGCCAGAAACCACCGCUACCACAUGCUCAUCCCCUCCGGUGGAUUGUGA
Molecule: messenger RNA, 722 nt
Organism: Strongylocentrotus purpuratus (purple sea urchin)
Lineage: Eukaryota; Metazoa; Echinodermata; Echinoidea; Camarodonta; Strongylocentrotidae
Exons: 6
Coding region: 126-722 (198 amino acids)
Source: RefSeq, a predicted model, not a curated record